AUGGCGACUACUUCAGCCGCUCGGGGCCCAUCCGUUCAUGGCGGUAUGCUCGGCCUCACAGAGGACAUAGACAUGGAAGACGUUAAAGAAGAGGCAGUUAAUCCGCCUAGCAAGUCCAGAAAGCCAAAGCUGACGCUCGAGCACUUCUUUCAGGAGGCUGGCCUGAAGAAGGUCAUCGGCGAUUGUGCCAAGCUGGAGUUCAAGGGGGAAGGCCACGAGUUCGAGGAUUUGAAGGUACUGAUGGCCACGUACAAGAGGUGGUUCAGGGAGAUCUAUCCCUACGAGGACAACUUCGAGGAUUUGAUUUGGAAAUCCCGCACAGUUCUGGCGCACAAGGAGCCGGACUGCGACCCUCGUGAAGAGCUGCACAAGCUCAGACUUUGGUACAAGAAGUCGACGAGUCAGGCUGCAGAACCAACGAAAGAGGAGGUCGGCAGUCUCGAGCUGGACCCAGAAGUUGCCAAGCGUGUUGCUGAGAAUCGUGCUCGAGCGCUCGAGCGGAAGAGGCAGCGUGAGGCGGCCGUGGAGGAAGCCCAAGAAGAAGCGAUGGCCGCGCAGGCCGCGCAGGCCGCGCAGUCGCAAGCGGAGCCCGACUUCGAGGAGGAAGAUGCCCGGAGCCGAUCUCAGAGUGUCUACCUGGGAGCCGAAAGCGUGGCCGGUUGCCAGGCUGGAGUUGUGAAAUCGAGGGAACUCAUUUCCACGGCUUUAAGCUUGUCUUUGUCCUCAGCUCUGCUGACAUGGGGCUCGUCUGCUACAGACCUGGCUCGAGGCAAGCGCGUCGCGGUGGCUGGCGAGCCUUCACCAGCAGAGCAGGUUGCUGGUGUCACGUGCUAUCCGCUGCAAAGCUUCAGCAAUGCUGAGCAGCUGUCAGCGAAAUCGCGGCUGGGCCUCGUGCGUGGCUGGGCCGUGUACGAGCGUGGCGACCGGCCCGGACACUUUGUCGCAGAGCGGUAUUGGUGGAACUGUCAUCCGGACGGACGGUGGGUCGAUCUCACCCCGCGCCCAGAGGGUCUCCAAGAGCUGCUGCUGGUGGAAGCCCCCGGCAGCGACAAGCGGCGGGGUGCUUCGACGUCCGUGCAGGCGGACUUUGCUCGUCGGCUCCUCACUUGGCGAUUUCCGAAGUUAGCUGCCAGCAUUGCGGCGGUGGGACGGCCCGCACAGCCCGCGCAAUCACAGCCAGCAAAGCCUGUGCAACCAUCGCAGCCGCCAUCGCGACAGACGGCGAAGGUUUUGGAUUAUUCGAAGUGGAGCAACAUCGUCGACUCAGAUGAAGAGGAGGCUCCACAGCGGAAGGAAGAUGAAGCAGAUGUGGGGGUCAAGGACUUGGCAGAGGGGAAGACAAAGAAGAAACCUGUUCUUCCUGUGCCUGACUUCCUCCAGGGCAGCACUGCUGGAGGAGGUGGCACGAAUUGCCUGCUCUCCUUGUUGAAGCUGCUAGAUGCUGAAGAGAAGAAGGAGGAUCACGCGCACAGCUUGGCCCAGGUCUUCGGCCGCAGCUUCCACUCCGCAAUGCUGGACCGACCAAGGCAGAGUUUCUACAAGCGUGCCCUAGCCAGCUUGGACAAGGACGUCUUCGUGGUGGUGCUCGGGAUUGGCUCGGUCAUGCCGCUGUUGGAAGCCGCCCGCAACUUCCGCGGGAUCCUGCUGGAGACGUCGACCAAGCUGGCAGAGGUGGCAGAGCAACUCCUCAAAGCCAACAAACUCAGUUUUCCGAUUGCUGUGAUCAAAGAAGGCUUGGACAACGCAGAGGCUGUCCGGGACACGAUCUCGAGGAAGCUGCCUAAGGCAGCAUCCGUGUGCGUGGUCACCGAGAGGAUGGCGCACGACCUGCUGUCGAACGGCAUCGUGCCUGCCUGCGUCACUGUGCACCAGGCGUUGCGACACUGCGGGGCGAAAUCCAUCCGGCACCUCCCGAAAACCGUGGAGCUGCUGGCAGCACCUGCGGAGAUUAGAUCAGAAAGGCUCUUGGAGUUUGAUCUGCGACCUUUCAACACCCUCCGUCACACAUCCUCCAACGACAAAGCAGACUUUUGGUGGUGGCCGGUACGGAUGGGGAGCCAGCCCAACACGAACUGUGCUCUCUUGGGGCCUGCGAAAACGCUUUGCGGCUUUGAUUUCGACCGUUCGCCCGAGAUCACUCUGGAUGAGGUCCGGAGGCCAAUGAAACUCCAAGCAGACAAGCGUGGUCGCUGCAAUUGUGUCACUGUGUGGUGGGUCGCAAAGUUCGGAGACGAAGAGUAUUCAACACGUCCUGAUCUGGAGAACCGGGACGCUCCCUCGCAUGGGCACUCUGAAUGGAAGCAGGCCGUCCACUACCUGGCAGGAGAGACGUCUGUCUUCCCAGGAGAUGUGAUUGACUUGCAGGUCUCCGUGACCCCACGCUUCACCUUCCGCAUGAUGCAAGAAAGCCCAAUGUCAGUGGAGGUGCCCAUGUGGGUGCAGGCUCCGACAAGCACUAAAUUCUCAGCGACGCUGCCCAUCCUGCCCUAUCAUUUUCUGAUGAUGACAGACAUGGAGAGGGCUCAGGUUUACCAGCGGGCGAUUCGCGAUGCAGUGCAAGCCCAGCGGAAAAAGCUCGGCCGCCGACCGCGGGUGUUGGACGCAGGGUCUGGCAUUGGCCUGCUCGGCAUGAUGGCGGCGCUGGAGGGUGCAGAAGUUUGGCUUUGUGAAGCUGUGCCCCUGAUGCGCCAGACCUGCCGUGAGGUGGUGGCAGCCAACGCAGCACUGAUUACCGAAAAGCGGGGUAUGGUGAACUUACUGCCCCCGAUGAUGUCAACCAGGCUCGUGGUUGGCGAAGACGUAGCGGAGAAGUUCGACAUAGUCGUCUCGGAGGUGAUGGACCUCUGGUGCUUGGGUGAAGGCAUCAUUCCCACGAUGCGCCAUGCGCACAAGAAGCUUCUGGCUGAGACCGGUGUGAUGCUGCCCGGACGAUUGCAGAUCUUCGUGCAACCUUUGGAACUCUCACUCUUCGGACAGGUCGAGAAGGAGAACGGCGGGGUUGACCUGCAGGCGAUCGGCCAGCACUUCAAGAGCAAGUUCUCGGCUGUGAGGAUUGACCACUUUCCACGGCGGUACCUGACCGAUGAGCCCAUUGCUGCAAUGGAGGUGAACCUUUCCUGUGUGCCACCGCAGCCCGCCGAGGGUGAGCCCAAUGUGGAGAACGACGUGAAGCUGUGCAUCAGAAUGGGUGGCAAGGCUGCCUUGCGGGCGAAGGUCUCGAGCGUCAAGGUGGAUCACAGUGGCAUGCUGUCAGGAUAUGGCAUCUGGUGGUCAGCGGACCUCGGAAACGGUCACGUGGUGACCAGCAACCCGAGCAAUCCGCAAAGGAGCUGGAAGCAACUGAUCCGCUGGCUCGAUGCCCCUCGCUUUGUCUCCGCCGGGGAGGACAUCCAGGUCUUGACAUGCUACAACGACCACCAGGUUAACGUCGAGGAUAUCUACCUCCCUCCCGAAAUGGUGGACAAGUACCAGGAGGAGCUGCUGGCAGCGCAGGGCCAGGCGGCCGGAGGCGGGGGGCAGAAGCCGAAUGCAGAGACAGAGGAGCUGAUAGAGGUCGACUGA
Messenger RNA from Symbiodinium sp. CCMP2456, 3561 nucleotides. NCBI's taxonomy places the organism in Eukaryota, Dinophyceae, Suessiales, Symbiodiniaceae. The record is from the annotation of a GenBank genome assembly.